This is a messenger RNA of Colletotrichum gloeosporioides, 1212 nucleotides long. RefSeq names its product putative feruloyl esterase B-2. Bases 1 to 1212 code for a protein of 403 amino acids. The record is from RefSeq and is a predicted model, not a curated record. NCBI's taxonomy places the organism in Eukaryota, Fungi, Ascomycota, Sordariomycetes, Glomerellales, Glomerellaceae. The transcript has 2 exons.
AUGGAGAUAUCACUAAAACUCCCCGCCCUUCUCCUAUCUCUCCUCACCACGACCGCAGCCGAUGCUGGCAUCUCACAAUGCCACCCCUCCAAAUUCACAUUCCCCCUUCUCCCCGGUGCAGCUCACAUCCGCACCACCGCCGCCGUCGUGCGGAACUAUACCGGGCACGCGGGCUGGAUGCCCGACGCCGCCGUGUCCGUCCCCCCGUCGGGCGUGGCGCCGUUCUGCAAUGUCACAACAUCUUACACCCACCCGGGCUACGACUUUGUGGUGAGUGUGCACGUCUGGCUCCCGCUGGAACGGCAGGCGUGGAACGGCCGGUUCUUGGGCGUGGGGGGUGGGGGGUUUGUGGCCGGGGAUGUUGAUGGGGAUUUCAUGGCUGCUGGGGUGAUGGGGGGGUAUGCUGUUGCGGCGACGGAUGGGGGGCAUUGGAAGGGGGCACCGGUCAAAGAAUGGGCAGUAAAAAGUAAGGGAAAUUUGGACUGGGAGCGGUUUGUGGAGUUUGCGUUUCGGGGGGUGGGCGAGAUGGGGGACGUUGGGGGCGCGGUUGGCGGUUAUGGGUAUAUUCCUGGGGCGCCGCUGGUGGGAUUGCUUGGGUUGAUGAAUGUGAGGUGUGAUGACGACGGGGGGUGUGAAGGGGAACCAUUCGAGGUUGCUGAAGACUGGAUAAAGUACUUCGUCAAGAAAGAUCCCGAGUUUGACGUGGGGAACAUGACGAUGGAAGAGUUUAGAGAUGUGUUCAGGCAGGGCGUGGAGGAGUUCACGUCCGCGAUUGGGACGUCGCACGACUUGAGGAGGUUCAGGGAGCGCGGGGGCAAGAUGUUGAUGUGGCAUGGGAUGGCCGACCAGACGGUGAUGGUGCUGGCGGCGAGGGCGUUUUACGAACGGGCGAAGAAGCUUGAGGAGAGCCGCGGGGUUGAGGUUGAGGAUUACUGGAGGUAUUUCGAGGUCCCGGGGAUGAAUCAUUGUAGUCCGAUCUACGGCGGGCCGUAUCCGUGGGAUGCGAUGGAGAGGUUGCAGAAGUGGGUGGAGGAGGGGGUCCCGCCGCAAGACCUCGAGGCGAGGACGGUCGGGGAGAAGGACGGGAGGAAAGUGUUUGGGAAAGAGGCUAGGAGAGUUUGUAUGUUUCCGAAGGAGGGCGUGUGGGAUGGGAGUGAGUGGCGGUGUCUUUUGCCCGGUGAGAAGCUGGAUGAGACAAGAGAGGAGCUUUGA